CAAAGAAGCAGGAGAGCUGAGAGAAUCAAGGACCCAGACAAGCAGCAAACAAAAUGUGUUCUGCAUCUCUCAUUGUGUUCUGGCUGGUGAGCACUCUUGCUAAUGCUGAGAACUCUUGUCCAGAAGUGAAGGUUGUGGAAGCCGGAGACACAGGAAGGAUAACAAUGGUCAGAGGAUGUCCGGGGAUUCCAGGAUGUCCUGGUCAAAAAGGAGAAUCUGGAGAAAAAGGAAAACGAGGUUCGGUGGGAGUUUCUGGGAAAGCAGGACCACCAGGAGAGAAAGGAGAACAAGGUUCGGUGGGAGUUUCUGGGAAAGCAGGACCACCAGGAGAGAAAGUUGCGAGGAACUGUAAGGAGCUGUUGGAUCAGGGAGAGGUCCUAAGUGACUGGUACACAAUAUACCCAGAUGGCAAGCAACCCCUGAAGGUGCUGUGUGAUAUGCACACCGACGGAGGAGGCUGGAUUGUGUUUCAGCGGCGUUGGGACGGUUCUGUUGACUUCUUCCGUGAUUGGAAAUCAUACAAGACAGGAUUCGGCAGCCGUCUGAAUGAGUUCUGGUUGGGAAACGAUAAUAUUCACAAGAUAACGUCAACAGGCACAUGGGAACUGCGUAUAGACCUCCAGGACUUUGAGAACACAAAACACUUUGCCAAAUACACAUCCUUUAAACUUAUGGGAGAGGCUGAGAAGUACAAGUUGUUGAUUGGAGCCUUCAAUGGGGGUAUUAGUAAUGCAGGAGACUCCCUCUCGAUUCACAGCAGCCAACGGUUCAGCACCAAGGACCAAGAUAAUGAUGGAUCCUCAAGCAAUUGUGCGAAACUGUAUAAGGGAGGGUGGUGGUAUAACAACUGCGUUACUUCAAACCUAAACGGAUUUUACUAUCUGGGAACACACAAAACUCCCUAUGAAGGUAUUAACUGGGACACUGGAAAAGGGCGCCUUUACUCCUACAAAGUUUCUGAAAUGAAGAUAAGACCUAUGUAAAAGUAGCAGAGGGUGUUAUCAAGCAAAUAAAAAUAUCUAACUCUAACAUGUGAAUGAUAUAUGCACAAAUAUCAAACCUCAAUAGUCCACAAAUACAAGUGUGGCUCCCAUCAGCCACUAGCAUUGAAUACUGCAGUAUGCAACAAGCACUUCAUUCCUGAUUCAAUAUGCAUUUAAACAACUUCUAGCUAAAGGGAUUUAAAGGUCCCUAUCAAACCAAACCAAGCACUGAAUGUGAGAAGAAUAAAAAAGUGCUUAAAUAAAUGAAAAGUUGUCUCGUACUUUUUUUUUUUAAAGCACCAAAGGCAUUGCUGCCUCUGUAACUUUCCACUGCCCUCCGGUUGUGCACGUCUAUGCACUAUUCCUGUUUGGGCUCUUGAUUGACUGCAUUAAUAAACACAACUGUUUACAUUGUUUUGUUAUUCUAGAGAACUUCUCAGUUUUUAUUUUCAGUGUAAAAUAGUGUAAUAUAUUUCAUUACUGUGCUUUCAUUAGAAUAAGUAUAAUGUUUCUAAUGUCCUUUUAAAUAUAGAACCUUAAAGGGACAGUAUAUUGCAAAAUGUACUUCAACAACUGUUUUCCAAAUGACUUGUUAUACCAGCUGCUGGAGCAUUGAGGGCUCCAUGUACAAAGCCGUCAACUAUGUUAAAAACCGCAUUUUUAAAAUUGCGAGCGUAAUUAUCCGCCAAACCUCGCUACCUCUCCAUUUUUCACUGUAAAUAGACAAAUUUGACCACCAACUCACAAUCAACUAAUCUACUAAAAAAUCUUUUCAUGCUCUCGCUACAUUUUCCGCUCCCACCUCGUUAUUUUUGCCUUGCCACCUUUUAGGUGGCGGGCAAGGUACAAAACAAUAGGAAAGUCAAUGUAGACGCCAGUCUAGACAUAUAUAAAAGGCAGUAAUAUCAUCAUUGUACUUACAUUGUUGAUUUCAGCAGCUAUGGAGACACUUCUCUAUGUGUUUCUUCUCCGUGUGAUGCAAAUCCGGUCUAGAAGACAGAAUACUGGAAUAAAUGUCACAAAUCGAUUAGUUAGGAGCGUUCGUGUCCCCCGUGUAUUCCUUCCACGGGUUGGUUUGCAUGGUCUUUCUGACCGAGAGAUCAUACAAAGAUUCCGGCUUGAUCGUGAAUCCAUAUUACACCUAUAUUGAGAGAUAGAAGAUUAUUUGGAGCCGAUGACGGUGCGUUCACGAGCUAUUCCGGGACUAUUAAAACUAUUAGCUGCAUUGCAUUUUAUGCAACAGGCUCCUUUCAGGCGGUUUCAAGCGUCAUUAUUGGAAUAACUCAAUCACCAUUUUCACAUCACUUAACAAAAAUCAUAGAGGCUAUGAUGAUUAUUUUUCCUCGCUAUGUAAUAAAUAUUAAAAAAAUAACGCACUGUAUGAACUGAUAAAAAAUUUUGAACAAUAAUAAAGUUGUUUAGAAAAGUUGCACUUUUAUAGUAGACAAAUUCUGUUCCCGCGACUACUACGACGUUUCUGACACCUUGCAUGUCACGUGUUAAUAAUUGUCCAUACAAUUCUACUGACAUUUAAGUACAUUAGCUUAGUCGCGGCGUCCGAGGCGUCAAAUUUAUCAAUAAUCCGCCACUGCUUGCGGCGGGCUAGACAUCUCUAUUUGUGGGUUGAUUUUUAGUACAUAGUGACAGCGGACACCCUUUCGCCCGCGGCGAGUAACAGCGAGUUUAUCCGCGUCUACAAUGUCGGAUUAAUUGACGGCUUAGUACAUGGAUCCUUAAAUGUUUGUAAGAUAGUUCCUUCAUGUUUAUUUUUUAGAUUUGAAAUAGCUGGUUUUGCGGAUGUAAAAUCUAUCACCUAUUGUUCAAGCACUUGCCCAUUAAAAUGGGUUAACACUGCAGAAAUAGCAGACCUUAUCAUGUUCUCUCUAUCUAUACACAAAGCCAAAUAGGUAUUUAAAUGUUAAUUAUGGCUGGGGGAGAUUAAUAAGUAAAACCAGUUACUUCAGAUACAAAAACAUCUCUCUCCCAUCACCCACUGGUAAGUUAAUUUAUGUUGCUAUCUCCUGUUUGCGUACCUUUUCUACAGAGAAUAUGACAAUAUUUAUGUUUUCAGAAUAGGUUGAAUUUUCAUUAGAUAAAAACAGCAAUUUCAAAUAACAAAAUGAAGGUAAAGGAGCAGUUUGCAAACAUUUUUAUAAACCCCAAUGUAUCAUAGAGAACAAAUUAAAAGGGAAAACAUUUGACAGUAUAAUGUCCCAUUACAUAUUUCAGGCUCCCUUUGCAUAUUAAUACUUUAUUGAUAUUAGUCUUGCGGAUAUUACUUAUUAGAUAUUCUCUUUACAGUUCUACUAAUACAAUAAUAUAAACUGUUCAAAGUAGUAAUUUAAGAUUGCCAAAAAAUAUGAAAAAUCUCAUAUCUGAGCUGAUGUAUUAAUUUACUGUUUCAUGAGUUGCACACAAUGUAUUUUCCAUACUGUGUCACAUUUUACAACUGUUUACCGGAUAUUUAGAAAACUUUAUGCAGCUGUUAAUCUGUUACUGAGAUCAGGAGUUGUAAGAGCAACAAAGGACAAAUAAAAGCUUCCUUCCCUGACAACAACCUAUUGAUACACAGGGCUUCCAUGACAACAACCUAUUGAUGCACAGGGCUUCCAUGACAACAACCUAUUGAUACACAGGGCUUCCAUGACAACAACCUAUUGAUACACAGGGCUUCCAUGACAACAACCUAUUGAUACACAGGGCUUCCAUGACAACAACCUAUUGAUACACAGGGCUUCCAUGACAACAACCUAUUGAUACACAGGGCUUCCCUGACAACAACCUAUUGAUACACAGGGCUUCCCUGACAACAACCUAUUGAUACACAGGGCUUCCAUGACAACCUAUUGAUACACAGGGCUUCCCUGACAACAACCUAUUGAUACACAGGGCUUCCAUGACAACAACCUAUUGAUACACAGGGCUUCCAUGACAACAACCUAUUGAUACACAGGGCUUCCAUGACAACAACCUAUUGAUACACAGGGCUUUGCUAACAAAUCUAUAAAAAAAACAUUGUCUUGAGUUUGGUACAAAGUUUUAUUAAAUGUUCUUUGCCUACUAAACAUAUAAAGUACAUUAGGUGCUGUCAAAGGUUCAGAGAAUAAAACGUGUUGAAAGCUAUAA
Molecule: messenger RNA, 4109 nt
Organism: Bombina bombina (fire-bellied toad)
Lineage: Eukaryota; Metazoa; Chordata; Amphibia; Anura; Bombinatoridae
Product: ficolin-1-like
Exons: 8
Coding region: 54-983 (309 amino acids)
Source: RefSeq, a predicted model, not a curated record